AUGGAUUCGAAACCGAGCUCUGCCGCUAAACGUGUCCGUCCAUUGGGUGGAAGUGAACCUUACAGAUAUUAUCCACAAGCUACAGGGACGGACUCUGGGAAGGAAGACGUGAAACAGGAGGUUGUACGGCUAGGAGUCUCGCUCUCACUCUAUGUAGCUGAAUCCAUGUUCUUGCUGUGCGAUGACAUUGGUACUAUGUUGUCCUUCUCCUACAAGCUAUGGAAAUAUACGUUACCUCCUUCGGAUCCCGUGUCACAGAGUCUGCUUCGUGUGAUUCACUACGUCUACUCUAACGACAUCAAACCGAAGAAGAGAGUUUGUCAGGAUGGUGGCAACUCGGUCCAGUGGGAGUUGAUCAGGACCAGUUGGAAGGACUUCACCGAGGGAGUCAUAGUUUUGCACCGCCUUGUUUACAUUCUCAGAAGAAGAGAUAUAAUUUUUGAUGAUCGACUAUUAUCCUCGGCCAUUGCAAAAUACAAGCAAGUGCUGAAGAAGCUAGAGGAUAAACUGAGGUCGGCAAAAGAUGUUUCAGAGGCGAAUGGUUUUGCGAGGGAGACAAUAGAGUCCAACAUUUCUCACAUGUGGAUGUCUCUCUUUGAUGAAGAAGCUGACCAAGGAAAAGCAACAACAGAAGAGAUGAGGAAUAUGAUUCUUAGCGACGUGUUUCAGCCUGUUUUGGGCAAAUCUUGGCAUAGCCUGAUACCGACACCACCCGUAUAUUAUCCUUUCAUUCUAGGGAAGGAUUUUGCAAAGGAGAAUAUGAAAGAGGAAGUUUUGGGACUAGGAGUUGAGCUCUCGCUGUAUGUGGCUGAAUCGAUGUUCUUGUUGUGCGAUGACGUUCGUAGCACGUUACGUUUCUGCUUGAACAUAUGGAGAGAUUACCUGAAUCCUGAUAGUUACAUAUGGAGAGAUUACCAUAAACCUGAUGGUUCCUUGUGGGGAACGUUGCUUCGUGUAAUGCAUUACGUAUACACAAUACAUAUCAAACCGAAGAAGAACGGAGUGUAUCGGAUUGGUGGCGAGUCGGUCCAAUGGGAAUUUGUCAGGACGACUUGGGAGAGUUUUGAUGCUGGUUUAAGAGAUAUGCAGUUCCUUAUUAGGUUCCUCAGGAUACGAGGAGGAGCAGUCUCGGAUUGCCGAGAAUUCACAACUCGUAUUGAAGAAUCGAUGAAGAAGGUGGAGGAGAAGUUGAGGUGUGCCAAAGAUGUUUCCAAGGCGAAUGGGUUUGCGAGGGAAGCCAUGGAGUCUAACAUUGCGGACUUGUGGAAUUAUUCUCUCUUUAACAGAGAAACCCAGGAGUCAUGGACUCUGGAAGUGAUAAGGGAUGAUAUGUUUUCUGAGCUGUUUCAGCCUCUUCUCAAAGAAGAAGAAGAAGCAAAACAGCCUCUUGUCUAA
Molecule: messenger RNA, 1395 nt
Organism: Microthlaspi erraticum
Lineage: Eukaryota; Viridiplantae; Streptophyta; Magnoliopsida; Brassicales; Brassicaceae
Source: the annotation of a GenBank genome assembly